Messenger RNA from Hemicordylus capensis (graceful crag lizard), 419 nucleotides. RefSeq names its product transcription and mRNA export factor ENY2-like. The record is from RefSeq and is a predicted model, not a curated record. Gene Ontology annotation, biological process: poly(A)+ mRNA export from nucleus; positive regulation of DNA-templated transcription; regulation of transcription by RNA polymerase II. Bases 24 to 314 code for a protein of 96 amino acids. Gene Ontology annotation, molecular function: chromatin binding; transcription coactivator activity. The transcript has a single exon. NCBI's taxonomy places the organism in Eukaryota, Metazoa, Chordata, Lepidosauria, Squamata, Cordylidae. Gene Ontology annotation, cellular component: SAGA complex; nuclear pore; DUBm complex.
CAUACAGAUAUAGGCUUGAAAAAAUGAAUAAAGAUGUACAAAUGAGAUCAACUAUUAACCAAAAGCUAAUUGAAACAGGAGAACGAGAACGCCUUAAAGAACUUCUGAGAGCCAAAUUAAUUGAAUGUGGUUGGAAAGACCAGCUGAAAGCACACUGUAAAGAAGUCAUCAAAGAGAAAGGACUAGAACAUGUCACUGUUGAUGAUUUAGUGGCAGAAAUCACUCCCAAAGGCAGAGCCUUAGUACCUGACAGUGUAAAAAAAGAACUUCUACAAAGAAUACAAACAUUCCUUGCCCAGCAUGCCAGCCUUUGAUUCUUCCAUUGAAUUUUACCAUGUCAAGUGAAUUGUGCUGGAAACUGGAAAAAAAAUAUUUUUCCAUGCUUUAGGUUUAAGGUUCAACUUUUUUAAAAAAAUGUU